Messenger RNA from Macrosteles quadrilineatus (aster leafhopper), 447 nucleotides. Its product is annotated as cuticle protein 7-like. The transcript is spliced from 2 exons. NCBI's taxonomy places the organism in Eukaryota, Metazoa, Arthropoda, Insecta, Hemiptera, Cicadellidae. Bases 31 to 417 code for a protein of 128 amino acids. The record is from RefSeq and is a predicted model, not a curated record. Gene Ontology annotation, cellular component: extracellular matrix.
CCCACUGUUCACUUCCUUACCGCCUCUACAAUGAUGAUCAAGAUCGUAUUGGCAGUUUCAAUGAUCUUGGCGGUAGUGACAGCUUUCCCACAGUACGGCCAUCAUGAUCACGGGUUCCACGUGGAGUACAAGGAGGACUACUACGACCCUCACCCCAAGUACAAAUUCGAGUACGGCGUCCACGACAGCCACACCGGCGACAUCAAGAGCCACAAGGAGGAGCGCGACGGGGAUGUGGUGCACGGCAGCUACGAGCUGGUGGAGGCGGACGGUUCCAAGCGCGUCGUCCACUACACAGCUGACCACCACACUGGCUUUAACGCCGUCGUCCACCGGGAACACAACGUCCAUCCUCAACAUUACCAUCAUCAUGAGCAGCAUGCUCCAGCAGAUCAUUUGUUUUCUCAUCACUACUAAAUUAUUGAUUAUAAUGUUGUCAAAGUAAUA